Messenger RNA from Hipposideros armiger (great roundleaf bat), 2949 nucleotides. It is a transcript of the gene FBLN1, whose product is annotated as fibulin 1. The record is from RefSeq and is a predicted model, not a curated record. Gene Ontology annotation, cellular component: extracellular region. The transcript is spliced from 17 exons. The coding region runs from base 163 to 2283 and encodes 706 amino acids. NCBI's taxonomy places the organism in Eukaryota, Metazoa, Chordata, Mammalia, Chiroptera, Hipposideridae. Gene Ontology annotation, molecular function: peptidase activator activity; calcium ion binding. Gene Ontology annotation, biological process: extracellular matrix organization.
CCGGGCGGGAUAAUUGAACCGCGCCGCGGGGCCCAGCCUUGGCUGCGGAGGCUCGGCCGGAACGUGGAGACGCGCUGUCCCCGCGCCGCGCACCAGCCAAGGCCCCGCGCCCCGCGCCUUUGUCCGCUGCGCCGCCCGCCAGCCCGCCGCCGCCGCAGCCUCAUGGAGCGCGCGGCGCCCUCGCGCCGGGUCCCGUUGCCGCUGCUGCUGUUCGCCGGCCUCUCGGUGCUGGCGGCCCCAGCGGGCGCAGAUGUCCCCAUGGAGACUUGCUGUGCAGAUGGACAUCGAAUGGCCACCCAGCACAGGGACUGCUCCCUGCCGCAUACCUCGGAAUCCAAGGAAUGCAGGAUGGUCCAGGAGCAGUGCUGCCAUAACCAGCUGGAGGAGCUACAUUGUGCCACAGGUAUCAACCUGGCCAACGAGCAGGACCACUGCACCACACCACACGGGGACAACGCCAGCCUUGAGGCCCUGUUCGUGAAGAGAUGCUGCCACUGCUGCUUGCUGGGGAGGGCGGCCCAGGCCCAGGGCCAGAGCUGCGAGUACAACCUCUUGGUAGGCUACCAGUGUGGGCUGGUCUUCCGGGCGUGCUGCGUCAAAGGCCAGGAGACCACUGACUUCGCUCCUGCAGACAAUGGGGACCUCCAAGAAGCAGCUAAGAUGUCUGUGAUUGAGGAGGAACAAGAGGACCCAUACCUGAACGACCGCUGCCGAGGCGGCGGGCCCUGCAAACAGCAGUGCCGGGACACGGGCGAGGAGGUCGUCUGCUCUUGCUUUGUGGGCUACCAGCUGCUGCCGGACGGCGUCUCCUGUGAAGAUAUCAAUGAAUGCAUCACGGGCAGCCACAAUUGCCGGCUUGGAGAGACCUGCAUCAAUACAGUGGGUUCUUUCCGCUGCCAAAGAGACAGCAGCUGCGGGACUGGCUAUGAGCUCACAGAGCACAAUGACUGCAAAGAUAUUGACGAGUGUGAGAGUGGUAUUCAUAACUGCCUCCCCGAUUUUAUCUGUCAGAAUACUCUGGGAUCCUUCCGCUGCAGACCCAAGCUACAGUGCAAGAGUGGCUUUAUACAAGAUGCUUUAGGCAACUGUAUUGAUAUCAAUGAGUGUCUAAGUAUCAGUCCCACGUGCCCGCUCGGGCACACGUGCAUCAACACGGAGGGCUCCUAUACGUGCCAGAAGAACGUGCCCAACUGUGGCCGUGGCUACCAUCUCAACGAGGAGGGAACCCGCUGUGUUGAUGUAGAUGAAUGUUCACCACCCUCCGAGCCCUGUGGCCCAGGGCACCACUGUGUGAACUCCCCUGGAAGUUUCCGCUGUGAGUGCAAGACUGGUUACCAUUUCGACGGCAUCAGCAAGACAUGUGUGGACGUCAACGAGUGCCGGCGUUACCCCGGGCGCCUGUGUGGCCACAAGUGCGAGAACACGCUGGGCUCCUACUACUGCAGCUGCACCGCGGGCUUCCGGCUCUCGGCCGAUGGCCGGUCGUGUGAAGAUGUAAAUGAGUGCGACAGCAGCCCCUGUAGCCAGGAGUGUGCCAACGUCUACGGCUCCUACCAGUGCUACUGCCGCCGAGGAUACCAGCUCAGCGACGUGGACGGGGUCACCUGCGAAGACAUCGAUGAGUGCGCCCUGCCCACCGGCGGCCACAUCUGCUCCUACCGCUGUGUCAACAUCCCUGGAAGCUUCCAGUGCAGCUGCCCCCCGUCUGGAUACAGGCUGGCCCCCAAUGGCCGCAACUGCCAAGACAUCGACGAGUGUGUGACCGGCAUCCACAACUGCUCCAUCAACGAGACCUGCUUCAACAUCCAGGGCGGCUUCCGCUGCCUGGCCUUCGAUUGCCCUGAGAACUACCGCCGCUCCGCAGACACGCUCCGCCAAGAGAAGACGGACACCGUCCGCUGCAUCAAGUCCUGCCGUCCCAACGAUGUCACCUGCGUGUUGGACCCCGUGCACACCAUCUCCCACACCGUCGUCUCGCUGCCCACCUUCCGAGAGUUCACCCGCCCAGAAGAGAUCAUCUUUCUGCGAGCCAUCACGCCAGCGUAUGCCACCAACCAGGCUGACAUCAUCUUCGACAUAACGGAAGGGAACCUGCGGGACUCCUUUGACAUCUUGAAGCGCUACAUGGAGGGCAUGACCGUGGGUGUGGUGCGCCAGGUGCGGCCCAUCGUGGGCCCGUUUCACGCUGUCCUGAAGCUAGAGAUGAACUACGUUGUCGGGGGUGUGGUGUCCCACCGAAAUGUCGUCAAUGUCCACAUCUUCGUCUCUGAGUACUGGUUCUGAAGGUGGGGCCACGGGGCAGCCAAGUCUGCACCUCCAGGCCAAGUCAUUGCUGCCAACCACUGUGCCCUGUCCCUGUUUGUACCUCCCAGGCAUUUCCUGAUUUUUAUGUAUUUGUUUGUAGUGUUAGGCAGACAUGUAUUAAGCUGGGCCAGAUGCAUAAGUCCAUUUGAUGUAUUUUGGUGUUUAAAUGAGUCUAAUUAUUCAACUAUUUGGUUGAAAAUGUUGCCUAAUUUUUAAUGCAAUCGUUAAAUUUUGCUCCCUGUAAGCUGGGCAUUGCUAAGGACCAAUGAAAGAAAAACAUUUUUCAGGGGUUAGCUAGUGCAAAUGCCAAGAGAAGACCACUUUUUGCCCUGAUUACAUGAAUUUUGACAUUCAGUACUUUUUUAGCCCAUCAGAUUUUGUAUGCCCAAUUUUAAGGACACAGCUGCUGUAGACUAGUAGGUAUGAUCAAUUCUGCCCAGAGCAGCAUGACACAAUGCCUUGGGGAGCACUGGGAAGGUAAAUUGCGGUCUGUUGAAACAGAAACACCCCUUGGUAAAGACACGGCCUGUUAGGUUUGUGUGUGGCCCCAGUAUGAUCACCAGGAGAAUGGCUGGGUUUUCUCUGCUCCCUGCAUUGUCUUUUCUUAUCAUAGCUGGGAAAAUAAACAGCUUUGUGGUUCUCCUG